This is a messenger RNA of Somion occarium, 1370 nucleotides long. NCBI's taxonomy places the organism in Eukaryota, Fungi, Basidiomycota, Agaricomycetes, Polyporales, Cerrenaceae. The record is from the annotation of a GenBank genome assembly.
GAGGCUCAUGGCCAACAAGCGCAAACAACCGCUGACACCCGCUGGUAGCCCGCUGGCAGGUGUUAGACCGUAGGAUCUUUACUAUGUGCUUUGAAUUUACGUCAGUUACAAUUCGGAUUAUGUAAAGCUCAGCCAUCCCUGAGGUGCCUUUAUCACUCGCUUAAAUUGACAACAACGACCUGCUUUUCCAACUUCUGUAUCUAACGUUACCAACGUUUCUGAUGUCGUCGCAAACACUUGAGCUACAGCUUUCUACUAAUGCUCGUGAUCGGCUGUCCGCAGGUGUCUACACUCUUGAACAAGUCGUGCCUGCGUCUCCAAGGUCUCCUCUUCAGUCCGCCACUUUUGUCCAUUUCGCGUCGGUCGUCCCAGAAGCUGACCUGUUGUUACACAAUUUUGGGGGCGGCGCUCAUGUCUACCGUGGCACAAUAACUGCAUUGGUGGCAAAUUCCGAAGUGCGGCUCAAUGCUAUCUGCAAGAUAGCAAUCGAUUCUGAGGACCAAGUAAACCUCGAGCGGGAGAAAGACAUGUAUAUCACACACCUUGACAAGUUCCAAGGCGCAAUCGUACCCUACUUCCAUGGUAUGUUUUGGGGUGACAUGGCUCGUUCCUCCAACCAAAGACGGUUCCCUGUCUCGUGUAUGAUCUUGGAAGAUGUGGGGCGUGUUUUAGUGGGUAAAUUCUCUGAUCAACCUAUGGCAUGCAGGAAGAAUAUACUGGAAGGACUUCUGAAGCUCCAUUCUGCCGGCAUUAGACACGACGACUUCUGUGAAUCCAAUGUUUUAAUUGGAGAAUCAAACAAUAUUCGUAUUGUCGACUUCGACCAAGCCAGACUGCAUAAAUGCCCAUCUGCCCAUGUGACUCUCGACGACCUCGGAAUUGAUGGCUGGGAGGUGCAGUCAGGUGUAGUAAGUUGUUUGGAGGUACUCCGUGCUUGUGAAAGAAUGGACAUAUGGAUUCCUGCAACGAUCCCUUUGAGCGGGAGCUAUUUCUUUGUGGAGGAUAUACGAUCUCACAAAGAUCUUGCGCGUAAGGCUGCAAGGACUUUCGGAAAGGAGGAAGCAUCUCUCCUUGAAGAUGCAAAGAAAAUUUAUGAAUUGUUUAUUGAAUCGCACGAAGAUCGUUUACGAGCAGUUGGUUUUCAGGGUCUCACACCAGCAGCUUAGAUGAUUCACGUACCAUUGACACUAUUGUGACUUUGAUUUCAUUCCUCACAUGCCAACUCUCAAACAAUAUGUGGCGAGGGAUCAUGAGCUGACCGAGACCCUCAGGCCUCAUCCAUGAUGCAACGGACGACGUGCACUGUUGCAAUAUCCUCCACACGGUAGAAAGGUAGCGAUAGGAUUGACGCAAAGUUAUGCUCUGAUGAU